This is a messenger RNA of Calidris pugnax (ruff), 1206 nucleotides long. It is a transcript of the gene SPO11, whose product is annotated as SPO11 meiotic protein covalently bound to DSB. The transcript is spliced from 13 exons. The record is from RefSeq and is a predicted model, not a curated record. Lineage: Eukaryota; Metazoa; Chordata; Aves; Charadriiformes; Scolopacidae. Gene Ontology annotation, cellular component: nuclear chromosome. Gene Ontology annotation, molecular function: DNA binding; DNA topoisomerase type II (double strand cut, ATP-hydrolyzing) activity; ATP binding. Gene Ontology annotation, biological process: meiotic DNA double-strand break formation; reciprocal meiotic recombination; meiotic DNA double-strand break processing. Bases 1 to 1206 code for a protein of 401 amino acids.
AUGGCGUCGCCCCUUCCUGAGCAGUUGGAUUGUUCUGCGCCAGCCUUCACGGAGGACAACAGUGGGUGUUCCGAUGAAGAGCCAGCUGGGAGCAAGGACAGCUUCAGGAAAACAAGUCUUUUUGGUCAUGAGAGCCACGUCCCUAGUUCUGAAGUUCUUGAAGCAAUAGAAAAUGUUAUUGAAGAUGUAUUUAAAAGCUUGGCUCAAAAAAAAGCACCUGUUCUCACACUGGCUAACAGAUCAGGCUGGAGGAACAUAGAAUUUAAGGAUUCUGUAGGUCUACAGAUGAUACCACAUUGUACUACAAGACAAAUAAGAAGUGACUGCCCUAGAUCAGCAUCAAAAUUUGCUCUGAUGCUUAAAAUAUUAUCUAUGAUCUAUAAGAUGGUGCAGACCAAUACUUAUGCAACUAAAAGAGAUAUAUAUUAUUCAGAUACACUACUGUUUGGUAGCCAAAGUGUUGUGGACAAUAUAAUCAAUGACAUUUCUUGCAUGCUUAAGAUACCUCGGAGAAGUCUACAUGUACUGUCUACAACUAAAGGUUUUGUUGCUGGCAAUUUAAGUUACACUGAGGAAGAUGGUACAAAAGUGAAUUGUACCUGCAGUGCAACAGCAGUCACUGUGCCAUCUAAUGUUCAAGGAAUUAAAAAUUUAAUCUCACAUGCCAAAUUUAUGUUAAUUGUAGAAAAAGAUGCAACUUUUCAGAGACUCCUGGAUGAUGACUUCUGCAAUAAAUUGUCCCCAUGUAUAAUGAUUACGGGAAGAGGCGUACCAGAUCUUAAUACACGACUUUUGGUCAGAAAGCUGUGGGAUACUUUUCAACUUCCUAUUUUCACCCUUAUGGAUGCGGAUCCACACGGUGUGGAAAUAAUGUGCAUCUACAAAUAUGGAUCUGUGUCAAUGUCUUUUGAGGCCCAUCAUCUCACCGUUCCGUCUAUAAAGUGGCUUGGUCUCCUUCCAUCUGAUCUUGAGAGAUUAAAUAUACGCAAAGAUGCCCUGAUUCCAUUUACAAAGAGAGAUCAAAAUAAGUUAGCAAGUAUCCAAAAGAGACCUUACAUCGCCUGCCAGCCAACGUGGAAAAAAGAACUGGAAAUUAUGGCAGCAUCUAAACUGAAGGCUGAAAUUCAAGUUUUAACUUCUCUUUCAUCAGAUUACCUUUCCAGAGUCUAUUUACCAAACAAACUGCAAUUUGGUGGGUGGCUGUGA